AUGAAAGUGCAUCCAACCACCGAUGACGACGAUCUCACUUGCCCAAUUACACUCCAGCAUGGUACAAGUUCAUUUACUCGGCAACUUUUGCGGGUUGAAGAUCUAAGAUCCGAUGAUAUUUUGAAACAACAUUCUGCUAGUUACCAAGCUCAGUCCAGUCGAGUGAAAUUACCACCAAUUCAAUGGCAAAUGACAGUCAAUCGCACUACUAGUAACCCAGCAAGUACACUAAUGCAAACCACAAUAAGAUCUGAACAAUCGAAUCAAGAAAAUCAAGAAUCGACGAAUUCCUCUCAUAAAGCUACUUGUAAUUGUUCUAGUGAUUGCUUUGGAAUUAGUUUGUGGCCUUGGAAAUGA
Rotaria socialis is the source of this 357-nucleotide messenger RNA. Lineage: Eukaryota; Metazoa; Rotifera; Eurotatoria; Philodinida; Philodinidae. The record is from the annotation of a GenBank genome assembly.